AUGCCCUCUUUCCUCGCCGUCAACAACAAAAACAACAGAAUGACCGUACCCGAGCAGCAGCAGCAACAACAGCAACAGCAGCGGAAAGAGCUGCCGCCCGGAACAGCUGCGUCCGUAUCUGCUAUCAACGGACAGCCGAACGGGCAGCCUCUCGGGGGACAAAACGGCAUCACCUCUCAUACUGAACUCAGCUCGAACCAUGGAACGAACGAUGUAACCGUUACUGAACAACAGCGUCAUCGACAACAGCAACAACAGCAAUCAGCAGUACACUACGCACACUCACAUUCAUCAUCCGUAUCGCCACAUACAAAUACCCAGGCCACCGCCGCCUUAGCUUCUAAUCGCACCUCCGUCGUCAGUCGCGAAGGCUCUUCUACUCAUUCAUCCGCCUUUGACGAGAUGCAGCACCCAGAGUCAGACGGAGACCAUUAUCAGACCGAUAACGAGAUCGAAAUGGGCGGCACCGAAGAUGCCGGACCUUCAGGAACAAGCCCUGCAGGUACAUCAGGGGCCGCAGCAACAAAUUCAAUCACAGCGGUAGCAAACGCAGUAACUGCUGCGGCAGUAGCGGCCGUAACAGCAACAGCCAACGCUGCUGGCGGGCCGCCAUCAAAGAAGAAAAAGGGCCAGCGAUUCUACUGUACCGAAUUUCCGCCUUGCAAUCUCAACUUUACCAGAAGUGAGCACCUAGCCAGGCAUAUCAGAAAACAUACUGGAGAACGACCAUUCCAGUGCCACUGCUCUCGCCGGUUCUCCCGCCUCGACAACCUCCGCCAGCAUGCUCAGACCGUCCAUGUCAACGAGAACAUCCCAUGCGACUCCCUUGCGGCCAGUGGAACCCGAUUCCAGCGCCAGGUACGUACCGAUCGUGUACGUGGUACCGGGAGAUCCCGCGCGGGGACCGCCGGCAGCCAUUCACACAGCCACAGCCGCAACCUAUCCACCUCAAGCAUAUCCUCGAACAUGUCUAGCUAUACCCCAUCGCAUCAGGAGCUACGACGACGGCCACCACCGUUGAUGAUGGCCGGCUCUGGCGCCGAACACCACCACCAUACCCGCAGCAGGCAUUCUCUCUCAUUAGAGACAAGGGCUGAGCCGCCCAAAACUCCUCCAAAUCAGUCCGCUGUCCCCCCUGGUCCCACCUUCACGCCGUCAUCAGCUACAUACGACCAGUCAAGCCCUUACUAUGCUUCACCAAACUCUGCUUACGGUUCCUCACACUGGCCGGACCGCAACUUUGGUCGCCGUUUGUCAGUACCAACAGGUACGAGGCCAUUUGACUCGUCGUCGCAUCCAAACUACCCGAAUCAGCAGUCCCCGUAUACUCGCAUGACGCAUCCGCCAUACCCCGGUCCGUCAAUAGCACCGGCGCCGCCUCCCGUAAUGGCUCCCACGCCAACAGACCCAGCGCAAUAUGCAUCUGUAACACCAACUAGCUCCAUAGACUCGGGGUUUGAAGCCGAUCCCCGACGAAGGACAUGGCAUCCCUCUUCAUACACUGGCUUUGCACGCCCUCCGCCAGCUACCAGCGGCCUCUGGUACCAGCAAUCUGCUGAAGCACCAGGCUCAGGUCCCAGCGGAAAUGUUAAUGUACCUCCACUGUCUUCGCCUUCACAGCCAACUACAACUCGUCUGCCAGGUAUCGAAUCCUUUGACCAUGUUCCACCACGCCGGGAACGUGACCGAGAACGAGAGGCCAGCCCAAUGAGCCUUGACCGCCACCGCUACCAACAUCAGCCAUACUCGCAGCCGCCACCCCCGCCGUCACACCUGAUGAGCAGCGCGCCAUACGCACCAACUUUCAAUGCUGGCCCCCGGCCCGCUCCGCCAUUCUCUGGUGCAGAGCAUCGGCGCGGCCAGCUGUCUCUAGAUACCACGUUACAGCGCACUCUGACUAGACUAGACCUCCACGGCAAUGGCAGCUCCGGCGGUAGCGCUAAGGACGCAGCAAGCUGGAGUCAAACAACACUGGGUGAAUUGCAGAGUAUUGGUUCUCGACCAUCUACAGGAGCUGGCACUGGUCCUCUGAGGGAAGACGAAGAUGAAAUGGAAGAAGACGAAGGACCGGGACCAAGUGUUCCUACCGAAAUGCCUCUCACGCAGCAUCAGCCAGUGCAGUACGAGAUGAAUGCAGUCGAGCAGCAGCCACAACAGCAACGUACGUCUGGGAGCAGCGGCAACAAAGGACUAGAUCGUCUCGAAGCCUUGGUCGCGGUUGCUACAAGUGAAAAUAAGAAGACGAAAUUUAACUCUAACGAUACGGCUCAUGGAUAA
This is a messenger RNA of Nannizzia gypsea CBS 118893, 2277 nucleotides long. RefSeq lists its product as hypothetical. Gene Ontology annotation, molecular function: DNA-binding transcription factor activity, RNA polymerase II-specific; RNA polymerase II cis-regulatory region sequence-specific DNA binding. Gene Ontology annotation, biological process: regulation of transcription by RNA polymerase II. The transcript is spliced from 2 exons. Bases 1 to 2277 code for a protein of 758 amino acids. Lineage: Eukaryota; Fungi; Ascomycota; Eurotiomycetes; Onygenales; Arthrodermataceae. The record is from RefSeq and is a predicted model, not a curated record.